CCAGCUGCAGACGGGCGCUGCUCUGCUCGGCGCGGCGGGCGGAGGCGGUCGAGCUGGCGGAUGCCGCCGGGGUGCCGCGAGCGACGAUGCGCCCGGGGCUCCGCGGCGCGCUCCGGCUGCUCCAGCUGCUCUGGUGGCCCCUGGACUUCUCGACGGCCAGCAGCCAGGCGGGGGACGGUUGUGGUCAUUCAGUGCUCACAUCUUACAGUGGGACUUUGUCCUCCAAGAACUUUCCAGGCACAUAUCCAAACUCCACUUCUUGUGAGUGGCAAAUUCACGGAGCAGCCGGAAGCCACCUCAGCCUGGCCUUUGGAGACAUGGACAUUGAAGCCUCUGAACAAUGCAAAUAUGGCUUCUUGUUGCUUUCAUCUCCCUCAGAUGGUUCCAGAUUUGGUCCAUACUGUGGCAAUGCACAUUCUCCACGCACCGUCUUGGUGAUGAAUUCCACCACCAUAACCAUCUUGUUCAAUAGCACAAAGCAUCACUCAGGUCGUGGCUUCCUUCUUUCUUAUGCCAGUGGCAACCAGUCAGAUUUGAUUUCGUGCUUGCAAAAAGGUAUCCAUUAUAACACAGAACAAAUCAGAGCUUAUUGUCCUGCAGGCUGCAAGGGAGUGACGGGUGACAUCUGGGGAAAUCUGAACCAAGGAUACCGAGAUACAUCUGUUCUCUGCAAAGCAGCUGUCCAUGCUGGGGUGAUCUUAGAUGAACAGGGAGGACCAAUUGUGGUAUCGCGAGAGAAAGGAGUAACUCUUUACAAAUCCAGUUUCGCCAACGGACUGCAUUCAAAAAGGGGAUCAUUAUCAGAAAAGCGCCUUAUCUUUCACAAAGAUUGUGCCAGUGCUUUGGAAAUAGCCAGCUUCAAUGCUUCAUCCUACUGGCAAGAACAGAAUGUCCUGGGGGACCAUCAAGCUUGGGCAGCUGAGCGAGCGGCUUUUGCUACUGAUGGUUCCUCUUGGGCAGCAGAUCACAGCUCUGCAAAUGAGUGGCUGGAAAUAGAUUUGGGUGGAAAGAGCAACAUCACAGGAAUUAUCACCAAGGGGUCUUCCCCUAAAUACAAUUACUACAUCAAAUCCUACCAGGUUCAGUUCAGCAGAGAUGGCAGGAACUGGAAAAUCUACAAAUCCAGCAGCACCAAUGAGGAAAAGAUCUUUGAAGGCAACAGUGACAACUACCAGGAAGUCUCCAACACCUUUAUCCCACCCAUCCUGGCCCGCUACCUGCGUGUUGUACCCCAGAGCUGGAACCAGAGAGCUGCUCUGAAAGUAGGGGUGCUGGGAUGCAAAACCCAGAAAUACGUUGACACUGAAGGUCACAGUAACCCCAAGGGGUUCCCCGGUGUGACCAACACCCCAUCCAUUUUCACUACAAACCCAGGAAUAGUGUUCAGUCCAGAAAAAACAGGUUCCCCAUUACUGGCGAUGCUCCUGACUGGAGGUUCGCUCCUGGUUGCUGCAACUGUCUUGCUGCUGGUGUUCCUCUGUCGUAAGAAGAGGAAGGCACCAACCCAGAAUGACGGCAGCUUCAUCAAAGGUGACUUGAUACCAGAAGCCAGCCAGGUAUGUUCCAGGGGGAACUUGCAACUAUCUGCCUCUGAAAUUGCCUCCUUUCCUGGGCCAGCAACACCAGUAGAUCUUAUUGGAGCUCAGUCACCAGAAUAUGCCGAGCCAGACUUGGUUCAGGUCAGCCCCAGCUGCCAGGCGGCCCAGUCCACCUUCAAGCCUGCCGUGGACGAAGGUUACACGCUCCCACUGGUGGCCAAUCCCUACAACGUGCCGGGCAGGCAGCACGAGUACACCGAACCCUUGCCGCUGGAGCCCGAAUACGCCACCCCUUUCAUCGAGCAGCCUGCAGGGCUGGAGAGAGGCCCUUGCAGGAUGAACUUCUGUGCCAAAAUGCUCCCUUUCUCCCAAAGCCUGGGGGGCGCCCUAGCCCCACUGGGGGCCCCCAAAGCCUCACUGCAAUAUGACUUCCCAACUCAGUGGCCGGUGGAGAAGCUGGACAGCCGAGUGGGUGAGGCUGGCCAGCAGGAAGGGUCCGUCCAAACUGACCCUCGCUGCCCGCGUCCUCCAAGCCCAGGAGAGAGGGCCCGUAUGGCCUCGUUGCAGAGCCACUAUUUCCAACAGAGGAACUCCCCCUAUGAACAUGUCUAUCACAAGCCCUUGUGAGCCCUGCAGACGCCCACUCCUGUGGCUGUGAAAAAGGCGGUCCCUGUUGAAUGACCCAAAGCUUCAUGCCAAGUUCAGCUCAAGUUCAAAAUUGUGCGACUCGUCAUGGCUCUUCCAUGUCGUAGGCAAGAGGUCUGGCCAACCAGUUGCUGCCCAAUCCUUUUUUAAAGCAAGGAUAUACUCCAGUAGUUAAAGCUGGGACCUUCUUCCUAUGGAAUUUGCAUUCAGCUCCUUGCUGUGCUCCUAGGCUGGCCCAGUUGUUUUGCAAAGAAGAUGAUGCCACCGUGUCUCCUUCAAGGGGCAAACAUUGACCAGCGAGGGGAUUAAAUCUUCCUUGGAUGCUGCUGAUGGAACUGUAUUUUCCAGUGCAGACUAGGUUGGGAACACAGGACAACUGGACAGGCACACAAUUUUUCCUCCCCACAUAUUUUGCUACCUCCUAGGAUUUGCCACCUGAGGACACCGCCUCACUCUACCUAAUGGCAGGUCCAGCUGAUACUUCUGCAAAGGACAGUGGUUCAGUUUAUCCUGAUUACCUUCUGUACCCAGGCUGGGGAACUUUCCAACUAAGACUCAAGUUGUUAAAUUCAGGAGAAUGACAAGUACCCCAACAGUCCUUGGUUGCCCGCACCAUAGUCCAAAAACAACAGUGAGGAGUGGGGGCGAUGAAUUGCAUCUAUCAUUUCUUUUGGCUCCAUUGCAGAUAUAAUUAUUAAUGACCCAAGCGCAUCAUGAUUUGAGAGUCCCAGAUGGAAGGAAAGAGCCAAACUUCAUUCUGGGGAGCUCAUUAAACUUACUUUCUAUUAUUCCCUUGAAAAAUAUUUUGUAACUGAAUUUUAAAAACCUGCUUUUUUUUCCGUCUUCCCCGCCAUCUAUUACUAACAAAUCCACUUUUGAGUUGUUAAUAUUUGUUCCUAUUCAGAAAUGAAAAAUCAAAAGGUUUCCCUAUGUGUAGACAAAAUGUGCAUUAAUGCCCAAAUGCAGUUUAAUGCCCAAAUGUAAACAUCAAUAUCCACGAGAGAUUUCCAAGAAAGAGGACCUGACAGCUUGUGUGAUCAUUACAAGCUUUAUUAAAGGUAAAUACAGGAGUAAACACACAAUACUCCCUGGGACAGACAACAUGUAUGCAUGCUGUGGCUAGUCUGUGCCAAGGGGCUGGUUUGUAAAACUUUUAUAACCACUUGCAAAACAAAAUGUAUGAGAGCUUACUGGUGAAAUGCCCUUCCUGUGAACCCCUCAGUGUCUCUGCACCUGGCAUUACCUCAGUGUGCAUUCCCAGAUACAGUGGGUGCCGUGCUGUGCAUCUUAUUUUUUAUACUAAAAAUUCAUGCAGUGGUUAAA
Molecule: messenger RNA, 3506 nt
Organism: Candoia aspera
Lineage: Eukaryota; Metazoa; Chordata; Lepidosauria; Squamata; Candoiidae
Product: discoidin, CUB and LCCL domain-containing protein 1-like
Exons: 15
Coding region: 87-2165 (692 amino acids)
Cellular component (GO): plasma membrane
Molecular function (GO): signaling receptor activity
Source: RefSeq, a predicted model, not a curated record